CAGCAUCAAGUGAUGGUUUCCCAAGUAGGUUCCAGACAACUGCAAACUUAAGAACAUCUGGCACCCUGUCUUCCCAAAGGGAGGUAUUGACAACCCUGCCAGCAGUGACCCCAGUCUCCCACAACUGGCGUUUACAGGCCAGGAUAGUCAAGGGUCCAGUCUCCAACUGCUUGCCCUCAACCUUGGAAGCAUAUCUUCUCCAUCAGUGGCAAUUUAAAAUGAUCCAUUAUAAAUGAGGAAGCUUGGUCUUGUCCUAAUCGUGAACUCUCCUGGCAGCCACCACUUUGCUGCAAAGUUAACCUGGACACUAAUGACUUUUUUUGUCUGCAAAGUAGGUGGCAAAUUUGUCACAGCAGGUGGGCGAUAUGGAUGAUGAGGGAACAACCACUCUAGUUUACAUUGGAUAUACUGCAUUUGUCUUUCUGGCAGAAGUGAUUUGUGGUAUGUCAGGUGCAAUUUGGUAGCCAGGCCAAAAAGAUUUGUGUUCUGAAAAUAGAAGUUUCAACACCACAUAACAUUCAAGGAAUGAAGAUUUCUUAGAUUUCUGGAAAAUCUUGAUACAGACAGCAAAAGGGAAAGAAUUAGUGAGAAGGGAGCCUGAGUGUAUAAAACCAAAGAAGCAGAUGGAUCGCAUUUUUAUUCCAAGAGGGGAAAGAGAGCUAGAAGCUGUCCAACUCAAGCUAGCAACAAAAAAACUGCAGAACUGCCUGUCUCUAGGCAGUACUUCUCAAAAUUGUUGGAGUAAAGGCACCACUCUUAACAUUUGGAAAUUGUGGCACCCAAUCUCAAAUACAAAUUUAUAUAUUAUAGGGCUUACCUCCUUGCUGAGGGGCUGAGAAAUGGGGGUGGAGGAUUGGCCAGGCAGGGACAAGCUUAACCCUGCAUUAAUUUGCUUAUCUCUUCACACCUCACAGAAACCCUUCAAAGGAUCUGGUAGCACCCCAAGAUACUGUGGCACCCUGGUUGAGAAUCACUGCUCUAGGGCAAUGAAAUAAAAAACUAUAGGGGAUUUAUCUCAUGGUAUCUUAAUAGUGUGAAGCAAGCAACUUCUAAAUGCAGUUGUCAUUGGUAACUCCCAACUGAGAAGAUUAGACCAAGCAAAGGAUAUAAAGACACCUGGGCAGUGCUGUCUCUCUGGAGCUAAAUUACUGAAUACUUGCUGAAGAGCUUUCUCAAUCCUCACUCAAUUACUGUAGUGAUGUGCAGUGGCAGAACAACCUGGUGUCAUGUGGAACUAAGUAGAUUUCUUUUUUUUUUUUUUUUUAAAUAUGUCAGGGAUCUUGGAAGGGAACAGGGAUCUUCCUGGUACUGUACAUGCAAGAGUACAAAAUGGGGGAGAUGAAGAAGACUUAUCUGUAUGACUGUCUUCAUAGCGAAAGUACUGAAGAAACUCUUUCCUGCUGUUCCCUCCACUUCUUCUCAUAGCCAUGUUCCAAGAGAAGAACAAAAGACAGCUUUAAGGAAUCCAGCCUCCGACACAGGACAGAGGGAUUCUAAGAGUAUCCAGUCAUCAUCAGAGCAUGCCAAUACACCAGGUGAUGAUAAUGAGAUCCUUCCUCCAAGAAAGCUAUACACAGUGAGCCUGCCUCCUGAGGGCUACAUCCCAGUUAGUCCAAACACUAUUAAUGACCCAGAUUCUGAAAGCUCUGAGAGUAAUAAGAAUACAGCAGAGGAGGAUUAUCAAGGACAACCCAAACGAAAGCGCACUCGAAGAAAGAAGCAAAAGAACACUUUGCAAAAUCCUGGUAAUUUACAUGGAGAACAAACAGAAUUGGAGAAGCAUGGGACUCUGUUUCAAGAUAAUUUACAGCUGCAGCAGACAGACAGCCCCAGAAUAAGCAAAAACAAAAAAAGGAAAAUGAAAAAGAAACGGCAAAAAGAAAAAAUGAGAGCAGGUGGCUUGCUAACAAAAAACACUUGUGUGGAUUUUACAUACCAGCCUGACAAAAGCAACAGUGAUGGAGGAGUAGACUUUGAAGACAUAGAUGAAAAAGCAGAUGGUAUUCUGGACUUCUUGCAAGCAACAAGAGAAAUAUAUUUCACUGACACUAAAUCAAAACAUACAGAUUCAGAUGUGAGUCCAGCAACCAUCGAAGAGAUUUUACAACACCUUGAAUCUCGCAGUAUGGCUUCCUCGGACGUGAUGCUUCUACAUCAGAUUAAGUCCUUUGUACUUUUGCAAGAUAUUGAGAGAUUGAAAGGUGCUUUGGAACAGAUCCAAGAACAUUCAGUGAUGCCUUCUGAGCAUGCCAGGAUAAUCUCUUCUCUGUUUCACUACUGGAUUACAGAUAUUCUUCCUGUGAAGAACCAGAAAUAAAGCAUGUGUGUGUAACCAUCUGUGCAGAGUUAAAAUGUAAUAUAUGAGCCCUUAGUUGGUCAACAAAUGUUCAGAAAUGGCAGGGUCAGUAUACACACUGUAUGUUCACCAAGGUAAAUAAGCUAUUUUAUAUAUCAUUGACUUGUUCCAAAAGAUAAUCACCACAAUAAAAAUACUUUCAAUGUGA
Molecule: messenger RNA, 2504 nt
Organism: Alligator sinensis (Chinese alligator)
Lineage: Eukaryota; Metazoa; Chordata; Crocodylia; Alligatoridae
Gene: ERICH1
Product: glutamate rich 1
Exons: 6
Coding region: 1358-2317 (319 amino acids)
Source: RefSeq, a predicted model, not a curated record